UAACCCUCUUCCAAAAAAUCAUAAUCCUCUCCCAAAAAAUCCACCUUCCUCUUCACCAUCUUCAUCCUUCUCGCUUUCUCUUCCUCUCACUAAAACUUUUCCCAUACACUAAAACCCUCACUUGCAUUAAUAAUUGUGUUGUAUUCAACUUCAAUAACUAAACUAAACCCAAACAAAAAACCCCUUCAAUUAUUUAUCAUUUUUAUCACUUCACUCAAAAAAAAAAAAAAAAAACUCAACUUCAAUAUCAAAUAAUAAAUUAUUUUUAUUUUUAUAAUUAUAUAUAUAUAUGCUUGCCGGUGAUGCCGACGCCGGUAAGCACAGCGCGCCAAUGUUUAACCGACGAAGCAGCGCGUGCACUAGACGAAGCAGUUUCUGUAGCGCGUAGACGUAGCCACCCUCAAACAACCUCUCUCCACGCCAUCUCAGCCUUACUCUCUCUCCCUUCCAAUGCUCUACGCACCGCCUGCUCAUGCUCACGCGCCACCACUUUCCCUUACUCCCCUCGUCUCCACUUCCGUGCCCUAGAACUCUCUGUCGGAGUCUCCCUCGACCGUCUCCCUACAACAAAAACCACCGCCGUCGUCACCUCCGGCGAUGACGGCGGCCCACCGGUGUCAAACUCUCUCAUGGCAGCCAUUAAACGCUCUCAAGCAAACCAACGUCGUCAUCCAGAUAGCUUCCAUUUACUACAGAUAAUGCAGCAACAGCAACAAAACCAGAAUCAAACUGCGUCGUUUUUGAAAGUUGAGUUGAAGCAUUUCAUUCUCUCUAUUCUUGAUGAUCCUAUAGUUAGUAGGGUUUUUGCAGAAGCUGGUUUUCGUAGCUAUGAUGUUAAGUUUGCUUUACUUCAACCACCACCACCACCACCAUCUUCUAGAUUCUUUCACCGUUCUUCACCUCCGGUUUUUUUAUGUAAUAUUGAACCGGACCGGUUUGAAACGGUUCGGUUCGAUGAGAAUUCAAGAAGGGUUGUUGAUGUUUUAGCUGGGAAGAGUGGGAGUAAGAGAAGUCCUCUUUUGAUGGGUGUUUAUGCAAAAACCGCUUUAAAAAGGUUUAUAGAGUUAGUUCAAAGUGGAAAAGUUGGUUUUUUACCUAACGAGCUUGAUGGGUUAAAAGUGGUUUCUAUUGAGAAUGAGAUUUUUGAAUUUUUUCUUGGAAAUGGGAGUGAGGAGAAGAUGGGGUUGAGAUUUGAUGAAGUGGGUCAUUUAGUUGAACAAAAUUUACAUGCUGGUGUUGUUCUAAGUUUUGGGGAGAUUGAGGUUUUUGUGAAGAACAAUAACGAUGAUGAUGUUAUUGAUGAUGGUGUUGUGUUUGUUGUUUCAAGGUUAACAAGGUUAUUAGAGGUUUAUGGUGGGAAGAUUUGGUUGGUGGGUGUAGCAGGAAAUUGUGAUGUUUAUACUAAGUUUUUGAGGUUGUUUCCUAAUGUUGAAAAAGAUUUGGAUUUGCAUGUUUUGCCUGUGACAUCUGCUACUCCUUCUAUGGAAGGACUAUACUCUAAAUCCAGCUUAAUGGGGUCCUUUGUUCCAUUUGGUGGAUUCUUUUCUACACCUUCUGAUUUCAGAAAUCCCAAUCCAUCUUUAACUCUUUGUGACACAUGCAAUAAAAAGUAUGAACAAGAAGUUGCUGAUAAUUAUGUGAAUGUAGGACCUUCUUCUUCAGCAUCAACAAGCUUACCUUGGUUACAAAAGGUUAAUGUGGAUUCAGACAGAGGAUUGGGUUUGGCAAAGACUAAUGAAGAUAAUGCAAGUUUGAAUGCUAAGAUCUUCGGAUUGCAGAGGAAAUGGAGUGAUAUCUGUCAACAUCUUCAUCAAAACAAAUCAUUACCUGAAAUCAAUAUUUCCCAAACAUUAACGGGGUUCCAAGCUCCAUUCCACGAGGGGUUUCGAUUCGGUAGAGGAACUAGCAGCCUUAAUGAAAUCCACUGUUCUAAUCCAAUUCCCUACAUGUCUAAAGAGUUACAAAGUCCAUUUCCAUCUAAACAGAUGUUACCAUUUUCACAACCUUUUGAUACUACUCUUAGUGCCAAAGAUAAAGCUGAACAUGUACCGAAAGUUUCAAAAUUAGACAUACAAAAUCCUCUCCUUAACCACAGGUCAUCUUUGUCCCUUAUUCCUGUCACCACGGAUUUGGUUUUGGGAACAACAUAUACAUCGGUUACUCAUGAGCCAGAUACCCCGAAACUAAAUGAUCAUAAGAAGCAUCUUCAGCACUUGUCGGAUUCUCUUUCGACUGAUUUUGAUGCUAUGAAUGAGAGUACUUCAAACCAAAUUGCUAGAUCCUCUUCCUACUCGGGUCAUAAUUCCGAUGGAAAAUUUGAAAUGGUUGAUUUCAAGUCACUUUACAAACUUCUUAUCGAAAAAGUUUGGUGGCAAGAUGAGGCAAUAUAUUCUAUCAUCAAUAUUAUGACACUUUGUAGAUCAAGUGACGGAAAGCGCAGUGGAUCGAAUGUUAGAGCCGACACAUGGUUUUCUUUCCUUGGACCAGAUAGAGUCGGAAAAAGAAAAAUUGCUUCAGUACUUGCAGAAACUCUAUUUGGAAGCAAACAAUGCUUAAUCUCAGUGGAUUUAAGCUCUAAGGACAGGUUUCAACCAUUGAACUCGAUUUUCGAAUGUCACGAUGUGCUUAGGAGGAAGACAGUUGUGGAUUAUAUUGCUGGCGAGUUGAGUAAAAAGCCACGUUCGGUUGUGUUUCUUGAAAAUAUCGAUAAAGCUGAUUUAAUUGUGCAGAAUAGUUUGUUACAAGCUAUAAGAACAGGUAAAUUUCCAUACUCACAUGGUAGGGAAAUCAGCAUUAACAAUUCAAUAUUUGUUGUGACCUCUUCUGUGUUCAAAGUUGGCGGCGUUUUUGAUAUGGAAAAGGAACCAAAGAUAUUUCCCGAGGAAAGAAUCCUUGAAGCUAAAAGAUAUCAAAUUGAAUUAUCACUUGGACAUGCUUCCGAGGAUAUCUUUAGAAGCGGUAGCAAAAACGUGAGGGUUUCAAAGAGAAAUGGAACAUUUCUGAAUAAAAGAAAGCUCUGUGAAACUGAAAGCAGUGAUUCCAAUGAGAAAGUAACUAGCAAGACAAUGAAACAUAUCAAAGAGGCGUCGCGGUCGUAUCUGGAUUUGAAUAUGCCUCUGGAAGAGGAAGUGGAGGACGGUGAUUGUGAAAAUGAAUCUGUAGUUCAAAAUCAUGAAACAUGGUUAAAUGACUUCCUUGCACAAAUUGAUGGAAAAGUGGUUUUUAAGCCAUUCAAUUUUGAUUUACUUGCUGAGCAAGUAAUCGAACACAUUGACAAACAAUUUCAAACACCGUUCGGAUCAAAUUUUGUGCUGGAAAUUGAUUACGAGGUCAUGUCAGAGAUACUUGCUGCUGCUUGGUUAUCAGACAAGAAAAAAGCAGUGGAAGAUUGGAUUGAACAUGUUCUUGGAAAUAGCUUUGUUGAGGCACAAAAGAAGUAUCACAAUGUAGCUGAAUAUGUCAUGAAAUUGGUUAAAUGUGAAAGCAUUUUUGUGGAAGAGCAAGCUACAGGAGUAUGCCUUCCAGCUAGAAUUAACUUGAACUAAAUUUUUGAUCACUAUAUGUAUUGUAAUGUAAUUACUUGUAUAAUGUAGCUUGUAGGGUAUAAAGCAUUUGGUAGUUAUAGCAUUUUAAGGCUAAUUAAUCCCACGAUUUUUUUUCUUUUUGUGGUGAUAAUUGUGAUGUGAUUUCAUAUGGUAAAAGAAUGUAUAAUCUUCACCACCAGUUUUCCUGUUUAUUCUGAUGGGAUGAAUAAUUUAAAUUUUUAGAUAUUAAUUUAAGUUAGGGAUUUCAAUUUA
Molecule: messenger RNA, 3797 nt
Organism: Medicago truncatula (barrel medic)
Lineage: Eukaryota; Viridiplantae; Streptophyta; Magnoliopsida; Fabales; Fabaceae
Product: protein SMAX1-LIKE 7
Exons: 3
Coding region: 303-3545 (1080 amino acids)
Molecular function (GO): ATP binding; ATP hydrolysis activity
Source: RefSeq, a predicted model, not a curated record